GCCGUGACGCGCCGGGCGGGCGGGUCCUCGGGCGCGCGCCUGCUCGGGCCCGCGGCGCCUCGUCAGUCGGAGCGAGUGGCCCGAGGCAGCGGCUUCCUCGAGUGCAGUUCCUGCGGCCUAGAAAAACCCUGCAAAAAUGUCUCUGUACCCAUCUCUUGAAGAUUUGAAGGUAGACAAAGUAAUUCAGGCUCAAGCUGCUUUUUCUGCAAACCCUGCCAACCCAGCUAUUUUAUCUGAAGCUUCUGCUCCCAUUGCUCAUGAUGCAAGUCUUUAUCCUAAAUUGUAUCCGGAACUCUCUCAGUACAUGGGUCUGAGUUUAAAUGAGGAAGAAAUACGUGCAAAUAUGGCUGUAGUUCCUGGGGCACCAAUGCAGGGGCAGUUGGUAGCAAGACCUUCCAGUCUGAACUAUAUGGUGGCUCCUGUAACUGGUAAUGAUGUAGGAAUUCGUAGAGCAGAAAUUAAGCAAGGAAUUCGUGAAGUCAUUUUGUGUAAAGAUCAAGAUGGAAAAAUUGGCCUCAGGCUUAAGUCAAUAGAUAAUGGUAUAUUUGUUCAGCUAGUCCAGGCAAAUUCUCCAGCCUCAUUGGUUGGUCUGAGAUUUGGUGACCAAGUACUUCAGAUUAAUGGGGAAAACUGUGCAGGCUGGAACUCGGAUAAAGCCCACAAGGUGCUCAAACAGGCUUUUGGAGAGAAGAUAACUAUGACUAUUCGUGACAGGCCCUUCGAACGUACAAUCACCAUGCAUAAGGACAGUACUGGACAUGUUGGCUUUAUCUUUAAAAAUGGGAAAAUAACCUCCAUAGUGAAAGAUAGUUCUGCAGCCAGAAAUGGUCUUCUGACAGAACAUAACAUCUGUGAAGUCAAUGGACAAAAUGUCAUUGGGCUGAAGGACUCUCAGAUUGCAGACAUACUGUCAACAGCUGGGACUGUAGUCACCAUCACAAUCAUGCCUGCUUUUAUCUUUGAACAUAUCAUUAAACGGAUGGCCCCAAGCAUUAUGAAAAGCCUGAUGGAUCACGCCAUUCCGGAGGUUUAAGUCAUGGCACAAUGGAAAUUUGCUGAACUAUUCCAGUUUACUUCUUCGGCAACUUCUUUAUUAUGCACAUGGAGCUUUCUAGGAGCCAGAGAGCAUAUGCUGCAUGAAGACCCUCUCUCUUAUGGCUGGGAAUCUCACCGUUUGAUCUCAUAUCUUGUUCAGACUUCAAGAUAGUUGUAGCCUUAUCCUGGUUUUACAGAUGUGAAACUUUGCAAACGAUUUACUGACUUUCACCGAAUAGUUUCUCUACUGGAAACCUGAUGUUUUACAAGCCAUUUUGAUUAGGAUGACUGAUACAGGCAUUGCUUUGUUGUCGAACCAGUCACCUUUAUCCUAGACAUCAAGUAGUGCUGUUCUCAACUUUAAUUCUAUGGCAUAUUUGCAUUUUUAGUGUGUUACCAUAAUACAUUUAGAAUGAUUGCUUUUGAUAGAUUUUUUUAGUUCUGUGUGCGUGCAUAGUAUGUGUGCAUUAAAGCCAAUUAAGUAGUAUUUGUUUCAUUCCAUGGAAGCAUUAAGCAGUGUAUGUAGGUUGCAAGAGAUUAUGUUAAUUACCAUUAAAUUUUAACUACCUUCACUUAAUAUGCUUAAACUGUCGCCUUAACUAUGUUAAGCAUCUAGAAUAAAAGCCAAAAUAGAAUUAACGCUGCCUUUUUAAAACCCAAAAUGCAGUUCUGUAUUAAACUGAAAUGUACUCUAGGCCAGAACAAUGUAAUACCAAGUUCAUAGAGUAUACCUGCUUAGUUGCAUUUGAGAUUUUCUAGUUAAUGUGUAGUGGAAACUUCUUUCUUCUAAGUUACUAGAAUCUUUUUCUGAGAAAUAAAUCGCUAUAUAUUUAAUGUAAAAAUUCUUAUACUAUAUAGGGUAAAUUUUUGAUGGCUUUUUUUCAUUUGUAGAUUAAGUGGGCUAAUACCCGGUCUUGGCAUUUUACUCGCAAUAGUUUGUAACCUAGCUAUUUGUGUCUUAAAAUGUUUCUUCUGGUAAUAUUUUCCAUUUUAUGACUUCUCCCUGUAAACAAAACAGUAGUGUCACUUUAAUCUGAUUCUUUCCUUUUCUUUUUGAUUUCUGCCUGUCCUAUAUUAAAUAUGUUAAAUAAAGUUAAAUUUUA
Molecule: messenger RNA, 2138 nt
Organism: Sorex fumeus (smoky shrew)
Lineage: Eukaryota; Metazoa; Chordata; Mammalia; Eulipotyphla; Soricidae
Gene: SDCBP
Product: syndecan binding protein
Exons: 9
Coding region: 137-1033 (298 amino acids)
Biological process (GO): positive regulation of transforming growth factor beta receptor signaling pathway
Cellular component (GO): plasma membrane; cytoplasm
Molecular function (GO): syndecan binding
Source: RefSeq, a predicted model, not a curated record